AUGAUAAGACAUGCACAAACGACAUCAUCAUCACGACGACAACCCUCGAGAAGAGAGAUGGGUCUCAGACAUCCAGUUCCAACCAAAGAUACUCACUUUGACGAGUCCGAUGAAGCCUACUGUGUUUGCGUGGGUAUGCAAGGUACCAGACCAGAAAUGGAGGACGCUCACAGUUUAAAGCUCAAUAUUCAAAAUGAAUUGAAGACCCUCCAACAAAAGCCUCACUCAUACAAAUCUCUGAACUUUUUCGCUGUUUUUGAUGGACACGCUGGAGAUGAAAGCUCCAAAUUUUGUGCAGAGCACAUUCUUGAAGUUGUUGAUGAGCACUUGGAAAAAUCAGAAGAUUUGGAAUUGACCGACGAUUUGAUUAUUCGCUCCUACUUGGCUCUCGAUGAAAAGUUAAAGACUUGGAUGGAAAAGGUUAAAGGAAUUAGUCCAUUCAACGGAAGUGGUUCAACUGGUAUCACUUGCUUUGUCAAGAUUAGCGAUAAUGAGGUCGAGGCCAUUUGUGCCAACGUUGGUGACUCUCGUUGUGUAUUGUAUCACAAUGGCAAAACUUAUGAAAUGUCCUACGAUCAAAAGCCAAUGAAUGAGGUUGAGAGAAAGAGAAUCGAGGCUGCUGACUGCACAGUCACCAUGAAUCGUGUGAACGGUAACCUUGCUGUUGCACGUGCAUUUGGUGAUUUCCGUUAUAAGGGCAAUGAAAAGAAGAAGCCUGAAGAACAGGCAGUUUGCUGUGUUCCUGAAAUUAUCCGAAAAAAGUUGGAAGGUUUCAAGAGAGGAAACAAAGAGGAUCCAUCCUUUUUGAUUUUGGCUUGCGAUGGUUUGUGGGAUAAAUUCACAAAUGAAGAGGCAACACAAUAUGUCAGAGAGCAAUUCAAAAAGUAUGACAUUUUCAAUGAAACUGAAAUUUCUAGCGAUUUGAUGCAACCAAUCAGGAUUACUUGGUUGAACAAAAAGGUCGAUGAAUGGGACGCCAACGACGUUGAAGGAUGGAUUGAAAGUUUAGGAUCACCAUAUAACAAUUAUUUCUUGAGCAAGUUUAGAAAUGGUUUGGAUUUAAAGCAAGUCAUGUUGCAAGAUGAUAAAUUCAAUCGCUUGAAAGAAACUUUGAGACAUGCAUCAAACUUUGUGGACGAAUUUAAGAAGAAAUUCAUUGAAAGAAAUGAAAUCCAAGAAAAGCCAAAGACUAUUCCAAGAACCACCCGUGAAAAGUUGAUUCAUUUGACUGAACGUAUGGUUGAUUAUGCAGUUUUUGAAAAGAAGAGUGAUGACAACGUUUCUGUGGCCAUCAUUUUGUUCAAGUAA
Messenger RNA from Naegleria fowleri, 1308 nucleotides. RefSeq lists its product as uncharacterized. Lineage: Eukaryota; Heterolobosea; Eutetramitea; Acrasida; Naegleriidae. The record is from RefSeq and is a predicted model, not a curated record. The transcript is spliced from 4 exons. Gene Ontology annotation, molecular function: cation binding; protein serine/threonine phosphatase activity. Gene Ontology annotation, biological process: protein dephosphorylation. The coding region runs from base 1 to 1308 and encodes 435 amino acids.